UUUGCCUCUGACAGAGGCAGACGUGUGUUUGUGGUGCUCCGUAAAUUCCCAUAUUUUGUGCGUUUAUAGUGCACUUUCUUUUGACUGUUAUACAUCUACGUCUUGGAAAUUUUCCUGUGAUUGUGGACAUUUCACUCUUUUCGACGGUAUGUGAACAUUUUCCGAGAUAUAUUCGUUUUUCGUCAAUUUUAAUCCAGUUUUUUAGCGAAUUUAUAUUUCAAAUUUGAACACUCUGCGUAGCAUCAAAACAAUUGUGCGCAAAAAUAUUGCGCCAUACUAGUUAAGUUACGCAAAGGACCAGCAGAUACCAACGCAGCAACGUAACCAUGGAAACUUUACCAACAAAUUUACGUGGACUCCGCGUGAAGCAACUACGUGCUGAGUUACAGAAAAGAGGUAUGCAUACAAACGGAGUAAAGGCGAUCCUUCUUGAAAGACUAGAAAAUGCAGUAGGCCUAGACGAAAUAGGGAACACUAAUGCCGCUGGUGAUGUAGAUGAAGAUAAACAUGAAAAGCCAGAUGAUGUCUUCAAUGAUGACGCAGACUGCCGACAACUACUGCAUAAUGUACUGAGUGAAAUAAAAGGCUUGAAUAGUAGGCUAGAUACUAUCGAGAAGAAGUUCAACAAUCUAUUCGAACAGCAUACUUCUACUUCUACUUCUACGACGAUACUCAGCAGGAUCCAUAAGUCAGGAUGUAGUGCAAGGGAGAAGGAGAAGGAGAAGGAGAAGGAGACGGAGAAGGAGAAGGAGAAGGAGCAAGGGAAUCUGAGGGCACAACAACAAGUAUCUAGGCCUACCACCAAAUAUUUCCCGACAAUUGCUACGCAUAACCGGUUUGAAAUACUAUCCGAGAUCACGGAAUCAGACAACAGUGCCAAGAGUGUAUCAAUGCCAAUUGAAGAUCAACUUCGUGACUACAAGGCCAAGCACCUGAAGUUGUUCUCCAAAACCAACAUCACCCAUUCUGAAGUUAUCUCUGAUGACGCAACUGAUGACAGCGACGCAACUGUUGACAACGACGCAACUGAUGACAGCUCAGACCGAUCUUUGUCAACACCUACUAGUACUACUUCUACUUCACCACCAUACCAUGAGCAGAUAGAGGGAUACCGCCACCGACAUAGUGUGAUCCGCAACAAACGAGAUGUAGUUGUGGUCGGUGAUUCCAUGAUAAAACACAUCGACGGAAGACAUCUCUCCCGCAGCAAGAAUGUGAGGUGCGUCUCUUUUCCCGGUGCAAAAGUGAGAGACAUAUUCACCUCUUCACCUUGCGAGUUUCUCAAGCCAGGGGGAGAACUGAUCAUCCACGCUGGCACCAAUAACAUCUCUGAGGGUGCUGGUGAAGUUUGCCACCAAAUCACAGACCUCGGCAAGUCUGUUGCUGCCGAGGGGUUUAACGUCUCAGUCUCUACGAUCAUCCAUCGUAGAGGGGAGAGUGAAGCGGACAAGAAGCGGGUUGAUGAGAUCAACUAUCUGAUGGAGUUGGCAGCCAGCGAGAACAGAUGGGGCCUCAUCAUCAACAAUGAUAUCAGCGAGCAGCAUCUCGGGCGUGAUGGCGUUCACCUCAACAGAGCCGGUCAACGAAUCUUGGCAGGCAACCUGAAACGCCUCAUCAACAGUGCUGACCAACCGACAACACGAGGCCAUGGCUGGACUCAACGGUCGUCCGAUCAAGUUACAGGCAGUGAACCUGGAGCAAGGCGGCAUCAAGCCAUCUACCGAGAAAACCAGAGUCUUCAUUCUGAUGAGGAGAAAAGCAGCCCCGUAAAGUCCUACGCCGAAUCUGUUUCUGGGAGAUCUUUGGAUUUCAGUGCAGUCAAACAGAGGUCACGACUGAAACCAGCCUUCAGACCAUCCAAGGUGGACAUGAAAGACUGGGCGAAAUAUCUUCAAUUUGUAAGAAGGGUAUUGAAUUAAGUGAAAGUUUGACAAAAUCUAGUGAUGAUCCGAAAAUUAUAGUUGA
Molecule: messenger RNA, 1965 nt
Organism: Strongylocentrotus purpuratus (purple sea urchin)
Lineage: Eukaryota; Metazoa; Echinodermata; Echinoidea; Camarodonta; Strongylocentrotidae
Exons: 2
Coding region: 327-1919 (530 amino acids)
Source: RefSeq, a predicted model, not a curated record